Symbiodinium sp. CCMP2592 is the source of this 11175-nucleotide messenger RNA. The record is from the annotation of a GenBank genome assembly. Lineage: Eukaryota; Dinophyceae; Suessiales; Symbiodiniaceae.
AUGAAGCAAGUCGUGAAUGCGUGGAGUGUCCUGUUGCUCUUUACCGGGGCUGUCGUCAGCCAUGGAAGAAAAAUUGUGCAGGACCACCGCGCUGCGAUUGAGACAGAUGCAGACAAGGAGUUUGGUACGGCCACGCUUCAGCGAUUUGAAGCGAAAGCCAUGCAGUUGCUGGCUCACCUCGAAAGCAAGAUCAACAGCGUCGAUACUCACCGUGUUGAGCAGGAUGCACCGCAGAUCGUGACCAUACCGGAAACUGCAACGCUUCCAGCACGCAACACAUCGCAUCCGAUGGAAAUGUUCGAAGGAUGCAAGGCUUCGAGCCCUGUGGAGGCCUUGCUCCGGCGAGCCAGCCACGUGCACGAGGAAAAGGAAGAAACCCAGGAGGCUGUCAAUGAGUCGACGGGUGCAAGGUGUGCACUGUACCAGAUGCCAAUGACGUACUACCGUUGGGAUACAUCCACUGCAAGCAGUAGCUGCUGUGACAGCCGCAGCAAGGACUGCAGCGGAUGUGAGAAGAUGGAAAGCGGCAAAUGCGCCGUGCGCGAGUCCGCUUUUGUCCAGCUCAAGGGAGACGACAUGCACACCGCAUGCAUGGACAUCGUCUGGGUGAAUGGCAAAGGAAAGACGUGCCAGCAGCUGAGUUCUGCGGACUGCAACGACUUCCGAUUUCAGGGCACCAGCAGCCGGGAAGCCUGCUGCAAGUGCGGAGGCGGUGUGAAGACGGCUACUUCUUUCAAGUAUGACGACCAUACGUACAUUCUUGGUGAGCAAGUGUCCAUGUGGCCGCAGCCUCGCACGGCCAUGCGCUACGGUCUCAACGAGGGCUGCGAGUUUGCCAUGUACAACCUGACGUUGAAUGGUGCGACUGGCGAGGUGAGCUUUAUCAAGGGUGCAGGGAAGCCAAAAGAACCUUUUAGAAUCAGCUGCAAGGUCACGGCCUUCCAGCCGCAUCACUUGUUCUUCACGGCCACGGUGACAGUUUCGAUGGCCGAGCUGUCGUAUGGCCCUUCUCUACUGCUGUUCACGGCGAAGACGAAGAGCUACACCUUGCAGAAGUUUUCUCCACCCAAGAGCCACUGGAAGGACUUCCAGAUGAUGUGUGCGCCGGAUGCAAAGUGGGUGACGAUGGACAAAACGGGGGACUUGAAGCUUGCAGAGGCGAAAGAGACAGGUGCUGUGGACAUCGUCAAGGACCUCUACAAAGGCCAGACGGCGACGGUCUGCCAUGUCUUUGCGCUGCUGCGAAAGAGCCCUACUGCAGAGUGGGAGAAGAAAACCGUCGAUUUUAUCCUCGUGAAGCCGAAGCCCGCGAAGAAGUUAUCCUACUCUACGAGCCUCAUCGCCAGCUCCAUUUCGCAAGUGGUGCCGCCGGUUCUUCCAGUGCCCUUCAAGGAAGGCGACAUGGCGCCGAAUGCAUACACCAUGCGCUGUGACAAGGGGGGCUUCACCUUCGACAGCCUCCAUGGCAUCGGCUUCUACGAUGGCCAUCCCCUGCUGGAGCUGCAGCCCAAUGGCCAGCUGAGCCUCAACAUCGGCCCAUCCUUUGUGCACAUCUUCGAUAGCAUGGGCAACAGCAAGCAGAACAGGAAGAUCGGCUUGCUGGACCUGAAGCUGAAAUGCCGCAUCUUCGGCUCCUUUGGGGAUCCAGAACUCGAGCCCAUCUCCGCGCGCAUGGACAUCGUGGUGUCGGAUUCUACCUGUUGGGUCCAGGAGAAGAUGCCAUAUCGAAAUAUCAGGCGUUGGCACGGCGUGAACAGCCAUGCGGAAUGCCAGAACAUUUGCAGGAACACCGCGAGCUGCUCUCACUACCGCUACAUUCGGCGCGGCAGCGGCAGUGCCAAUGCCUACUGCUACGACACCAAGCGGGACGAGACCAGAACCGCCUCCACCGUUUGGUCCAAAGUUCCAGAUUGCAAUCCCAUGAAUACGUGCGUCCAAGUGGAUGCACCGACCUGGCUGGAACGAGGCAUUUAUUGCCCCGUGGGCUACGACAUCGACCGUCAGAGCAUGACGUACCUCAAGGAUGGAAAGACUCCAAAGGAGACGAUUUAUCUGCGCCGGUACAAGGCUGGUGUUGACCGAACAGUGGAUGGCUGCAACAGCGGCGGAUGGUUGCUGCAAGAAAAGAACGCGAACGACUUCGUGAGCUUGUCUAAAGGAGUUUUCGAGUUCUCCGGACCUCUUGUCGGCUGCAAGGUGAAGGGGGUGAGCUACACCGGCCUUCCUUGCGAGCAGCCGGGAAAUAUCACAGAGGAGGGAGCUGACAUGCAGCCGAUUAUCUUGGACGACCCAAACACAGAGGAUCCUGCCGACUUCUGGCUCCAUCCAUGCGAUUGUGCGAGCAAGAUGUGGGGCGACAAACCGCCCGUGGAUCCCCAGGUUUUCGCACAGAUGCCGCCAGAGUCUCCUGACGAGUUUGUUCCGUCCCCAAUGCUGAUCGUGGAAGGACAGUUCGUCUGUCCCCCCGGUUACAUGCUCGGGGAUGGGCCCCUUUUCGAGAGCGACAUCGAGUCCAUGGAGGUCGGAGACUGUGAGAUUCGAUGCAAGAACAAUGACGACUGCCACUUCUUCUGGCACGGUUCGCAGCAUUCUGCGAACACCUGCCGGUUGUACUCGAGAUGUAACAAUCUUCUACGUGAGCCCGGUGUGGAGGGCGUGCUGAAAGCAGUGCCUCGUUCGCCUGUCUGCCUGGUGAACAACCCCGAGAUGUGCUGGACCAAAUCGAUGCGACGCUACGCUCUGACUAGUCAGCAGCCACCCGGCGAGUUCCAGUUCCUGUACUGGACUCUGCAUGCCCAAUGCGACUACAUGCUCUUGCUCGGAGGCUGGGGAGUGAGCGCAUGCACACGCCCGUCCCACCGCACCCUCAAAAGCCAUCGGUGGAAGCACAAGAGGCUUUUGCCUGAAGAGUUCCCUCACGGCACGAGGCUGAAGGCCACAUGCUGGAACGAGCGCUACAAGGGGAUCCGCCUGGGGAUCCGUGGCGAUGAGGUGGCCACCUGCGUAAGUGGCAGCUGGUUCAGUUCGAGCAAUUUCCCCGGCUUCGGCGACUUUUCCUGCGUCGGCUGUGUGCAGGUCGGCACGAGUGGAUUCGGCGAUGUAGAAACCAAGCGGCAGCAGGAGCUUUACUACUUCAACAAGCUUGCACUGUCGAUACACAGUGAGGUGAACCCUAUCGCCGAUGCCAAGGUGAAUUGCAUGGAGCCCGUCCGCCCCAAGGCGGGUCAGGAGACCUCGCUUCCCGAGGACCUGAAGAAGGUGCACACUUUCGACCUCAAAGGCCACGACUUCACGAUCUUGAACGAUGUGAUUGGCGACAAAACCUUAUGGGCCAACGACGAGGCUUCGAAGAACAAGUAUACUUACCAGAGCUUGCCGGAGGCUUUGGCGGCUUGUGCCGUGGAUAGCAACUGCUGGUUCGUGUCGCGGUCCGAGGGAACGAAGGUGGGCCUCGCACUUCGCAGGUUCGACUUGCGGAAAGGGAACAUGGUCCGGUUUGUUGGUGCCAAGACCUGGGUGAAGUCCCUCGCGAAUCCUUGCAUCGGCAACUGUGCCGCCCUGCGGCCGGUGAAGUGUGGCCCUGGUGUCAAGGCCUGUGGCAGAUCCGUCGUUGAUGGCCGCAAGGCAGGAUCCUUGUGGAAAGUAUCUCCUCAUGCGGACUCCCUCCACUGCCACCAGAAGAAGUGGGUCCAGAUCGACCUCGGAUCAAUCAAGGAGUUUGAUCAGGUGAAGGUCUUUGGCUAUGCAGAUGGGCGCAGAUACUGUGGCCACUCUAUCCUGGUGUCCAACAACGAGAAAGACUGGAGACACGUGUAUGCGAACAACGGUUGGAAAGCGCAUGAGCGUGGCCAAGGUAACACCUUCAACCUUGGCUCGCAAGUCGGUCGCUAUGUGCGCGUCUAUGCCAGCAGGAGCACCUCCAAUGCUGGCAUCCACCUCCUCGAGAUUGAGAUCUACCGAGCAGCAGUGCAUCAGCCAAAGCUACCCGGGUCCCACUGGAUCACCGACCAGCACGUGAAAGAGCUGCGGGCCAAGGCGAGGAAGCCCUCGAUUCUCCAGGAUGGCUUGGUCAUGUACUACUACUACGGUCAGUCGCACUGCAAUGUCCCCGACCUCAGCAAACUGACGCCCGAACACUACGUGAUUGUGCCGAAGGUGUCUGGGUUUCCCGGAAUCCGUCAACAUGAUCAUUUCUGCGUCAGGUGCGUUGGAUUCGUGAACAUCAGGAGAAGAGGCCAUUACUAUUUCUACACGUCCUCGGACGAUGGCUCCUUGCUGUACUUAGACGGGCACCUGAUCGUCAACAACAACGGUUGUCAUGGAAACCAGCAGCGGGGGAGUACCCGGCGCUGGCUAGAAAAAGGAAGGCACCGCUUGGUGGCGGACAUGUGCGAAAACGCUUGGGGCGAGUACUUCGAGGUGAGAUAUAAAGGGCCAGACACUGGCAAUCACGUGAUCGCGAUACCGAGAUCUGCCCUGAAGUAUGAGAAGGCUGCCACGGAGGUGGAGCUGAAGGACGGUGCGGAGUGUAAUUACUAUUACGGCCGGCACGAUUGCAACGUGCCAAACCUUGACAAUCUGAACCCGUCCCAUAUCGUGACCGUGCCAGAGAUCUAUAUGGACCGGCACCCCCCCAAGGAGUCGUGCUUUGACCUGCCCAUGGGAGACCGCUUUAUUCAGCUCGGGGAGUGGCGCUUGGGAGAGUUUGACUACAACCACUUUUCCAUCUCACACAAGGAUGGGAAGACGGCCCAGAUCUUCCGCAUCGACGGCACUCUGCACCCUGGACCCCGCAACGACUUUGGCACUUGGAACAGGGGGAUCGGCUCACCCAAAGGGAUCCAUUUCGGCACUGAGUACGUCGAGAUCGGGGCCUUCCGCCUCGGAGCCUACGACGCGACUCAUUUGUCAAUUUCCCACAAGGAUGGCAAGACCGAGCAGAUCUUCCGUGCCGACGGCACUUUGCACCCCGGGCCGCGGAACGACUUUGGCACCUACCGCAACCCGUCGCAGCUCAAGGGCAUCUCUGUCGGUGACCGUUACAUCCAGAUCGGCAAGUUCCGCGUGGGAGAUGUCGAUGGCAGGCACUUUACUGUGACCUCUGAAACAAAGACGAUCCAGAUCUACAGGGAAGAUGGCACGCUGCAUCCAGGUCCUCGAAAUAGCUGGCAGCAGGUCAACCAGAGGGUCCCCUGGAAUUGGUGCCAGAGCAAAUUCACUGAAAUCAAUCAAGCCGACAACUUUUGUGCCAGAUGCACUGCCCAGGUUGCCAUCACGAAAGAGGGGCACUACAAGUUCACGACUGCAUCGGAUGACGGCUCUCUCAUGUACCUGAACGGGCAGCAGAUCGUCGAUAACAACGGCUGCCAUGGCGAACAAGAAAGGACGAGCAGCAACCAGUGGCUCACGCCCGGCUACCACCUGGUGCAAGUGGACAUGUGCGAAAAAGGAGGGGGUGAGGCCCUGAAGCUGCGAUACCAGGGGCCUGACACCGGCAACCGCAAAGUCAAGGUUUCGAAGUCGGUCCUGAAGCACGAGAAGGCGGGACUAGAGUGCAAAUACUUCUAUCACCGGCAUCAUUGUUGGCUCCCAGAUCUGGGCCGCUUGCACGCUCAUCACACUGUUACCGUGCCGGACAUUUGGAUGGACAAUGGCAAGUUCCCUGCCCAUCGUCACCGCGAUGCCUUCUGCAUGAGGUGCAGUGGCUACCUGGUCAUCAGGAAGGCGGGCCAUUAUCGGUUUUGGACCUCCUCUGACGACGGCUCCUUCCUGUUCAUCAGCGGACACAGGGUCGUCGACAAUAACGGCUGCCACGGCACACAGGAGCGCAGCAGCAACUGGAGAUGGCUCCACGCAGGGAAGCACAGGUUGACCGCCGACGUGUGUGAGCACGGGGGUGGAGAGUCCUUCAAGGUGAUGUACCAGGGACCCGACACUGGCAACCGCAAGAUCAAGAUUCCGAAAGAGUCUCUGCUCAAACCUGGGACGGCCACCAACACCAAGUCGUUCCAGGCACUGGACACAGUGACUGCAGACUUCCGAGAGCACGGCACGCUGAAAAGCGGCAAAGUUGUCUUCAGCAAGCACUCGGAGAAGAUAACCUGCAAAAUCUUUUGCGAUGAUGUUCUGGUACAUGAUGAGUACCACAACCGCAUCGGUCACAAAGACCACGAGGUGAACAUUCCAGAGAUCUGCAAGGGGGCCCGCAAAGUCAAGCUCCAAGGAGGUGCCUCUAACGGAGGAACUUGCGGCUUCAAGAGCAACAAGUUGGAGUUGUUCAAGUUCAUGCCGACAAGGACCCUGACGAAAAGUCAAGUGAGCACCAUCAAGGACAGGGCAUACUCCUGCCGUGCUCGCUACUCGGCAGGCGGCCAAGUGACAAUCAAGUUGGACGAUUACGGUGAGAUUGCGCCUGGCAACAAGGUGAACUUUGGCCACCAUGUUUAUUCCAAAUGCGAGGUCCACUGCGAUGGGAAGAAGCAGACGGUCUACAGCGGCCGACGACGCCACAGGCAUCGGCAGACUUUCGAUGUGUCCAAAGAGUGCAUCGGUGCAACGACCAUGGUCCUUAAGGGUGGUGGGCACUGCGGCGGUUGCCAGAUUGACAAAGGACACCUGAAGGUCUCUCCCUAUCCGACGCACCCCUCGGAGGUGGUGAUCCCGGCGAAGAAGAUCGUUGCCUGGUUCAAGAGUGAGGACGCAGGACCUACCUGGCGAAGCAGCGUCGGCAAGUUCACCGCAUCGGCUCGGAGACGGAAUGGAGUGGUCGCCUACACAGCCCGCGGUUAUGGAGCCAAGACUCCUAUCCGCUACAUCCAAGGCCAUACCGGUCAUCAUUUCGACUUCGGGAAGGUUUUGCAGGAUCAUUACACGGUCUGCUCCGUGACCCGCUACCUCUCUGCUGGCGCAACAGGGCGAAUCCUGACAGGCAGCAAAAGCAACUACCUCCACGGACAUCACGCAGCAGGCGUGGGCCUGACCUAUGCAAAUGGCUGGCAGACUCCGACGGGCCUCCGCAAGAAGAGCACCAAGUGGCUCACGAUGUGUUCUUCCCCCGGUGCCAAGUACGUCUUCGUGGACGGUGUUGACGUUGGCACCCAUAAGACAGAUUACUAUCUGAACCAGCACCUCGAGAUCAACGGUCGCCUCUGGCCCAAGGAAAAAUCGGACUGGGCUGUCGCAGAGCUGAUCACCUGGAAUUAUAUCCUCACCAGGGAACAGAUGAAGGAGGCAUCCACGUAUCUCAUGAAGAAGUUGAUGGUGGGAGGUGAGAUGGAUACGUGCAAGGUCAUCCUGAAGCAGCCAGAGCACUGGAGAGAUGAACGGGGCAGCUACAACAAGCAGGUCCUGAAUCGCUUACGGUUGCACAAGUCGACGAAACGCGUUGACUUGGCCCUGGAUUCCACGUCUGGUUGGUGUGCGCCCUCGAACCAAGGACACAAGUGGGUGGAAAUCGACUUGCGAGCAACGGAGAAGGUACUGGGCAUCAUCAUCCAAACCUUCCACAAGUCGGAUGACUACGUCUUUGCUUUCAAAGUUCAGUACAAAGCAUCGGAAAAAGGCAGCUGGAGAACGAUCCCGAACCGCUUCACGGGUAUGUCGCACAAGACCGAGGAUCACGUGCGAGCAUACUUCGCGGAGGCCGUCGAAGCCAGGUUUGUGCGUCUUACAGACUUCUGGUGGCACAGGAACAUCUGUCUUCGAGCUGCAGUGAUGCUAUGCAAGACGCACUUGGACAACGAGGUGAAUCUGCUGCAAGCAAAGACGUGCCCAACGAACUACAACAGCGAGUCCUGGAGUGAGUCGGAUUCGGGUAGCAGGCACCUGCGAAUCGGUGGCUCGCCGGAUUGCCUGCGCGUUGCACAGACAAAGAAGCGGAUGGCCCUUCUUUCCGCAACUUGUGACGGGGACGAUGUCCACCAGAUGAUCCCUUCGUCGGAUAUCGGCUAUCUUUUCACGAUGCUCCAUCGGAACAGCUGGCUCCAGGACAACGUGCUUCUGCCCGGCAUCAAGGCGGAGUACUACUACAACCUGAAAGCGGACCAUUGCGUGAUUCCAGAUCUCACGUGGCGUGCGCCUGACAAGGUGGAAGUUUUACCGAAGCUAGACUUCUGGAAGAAGACCAGCUGGUCAGGCCUCAAGCACAACGACAAGUACUCUGCCAGGAUGAGUGGUGUGCUAAUGAUCAAUGAGCCAGGUUGGUACGAAUUCUGGCUCUGGGCGGACGACUCUUCCCGCAUCUUCCUAAAUCACAGAGAGAUUGGGAGCCUCGGCGGCUGCGGUGGCACACGCCACAGGCACGUAAAGAGGAAGCUGACCAUGGGAAGCUGGCCAAUAGAGGUGCAGUUCUACGAAUCUGCGGGACAAGCUUCCCUGCGCUUGGAGUACCGAGGGCCGGACACGCACAACAAGAAGACGAUUGUGCCAGGGACUGCUUUCGCCCACAUGGCGGAUAAGACGCAGUGGAUGCCGACCUCUGCGAUCGCACGCGGCUGUAUUGGAAACACUGCCCUGGGCUCCUUGCAACCGGACAUGUUCCUAGUAAGCGACUUGGCCAAAGGAGUCCCAGUGGACUGCCGCUUCGUGCCCCUGCUCUCGAAGGAGCUUCCUGUUCAGAUUGCGACGACCCGCUCUUUCAAGGACAACACCUGGCCUCAGUGGUGGGAGGAUCUCGAGAGCUGGGAGAUGGCCUGUCCUGAGGGUAAGGUGCUCCAGUCCCUGGACAUGCUCAAUGUCAAUAACAAGCUUCAGGUCAAGUACACCUGCGCCACAGCAUCGGGUCUCGGACAGUGCUACCCAGGUUGGACGGACCAGCAGGAUGCGCACGAAUUCAAGGAUUCUCUCCUGUCCAAGAGCAUCUUGAAGCGCUUGCACAUCGUCUGCCCACAGCACGACCUGCUGAGUGCCGUCCACUUCGAAUACUCCGAAGGAGGCUUGUGGGCGCGCUUCAAGUACGUCUGCUGCAAGGAAGCAGGUGCUCCAGUCGCCAUGGUGUCAAAAGGACCGGACCACGCCCGAGUGAACCGCCUUGAGGGCACUUACUGCCCGGAGAAGGUUGGUUCCUCUGGCCGCUUGGACUACAUCCAGAAAGCCUGGGGUAGCUGGCAGACCAAGAAGCUCGCGAGGUUGACUUUCAGCGAGGUCUCGGGCAAGUGGUGCAUAGGAAGCGAUUGUUCGAGCCCGGGCGACAACGUGGAGCCGAUGGGCUUGCAGCUCGGCGGCUUCGAUGCCACGGAGGUCAGCGACUUCGACGGCAAGUUCGAGGCGAAGGGUGUGAAGCCCAACACUGGGGGGCUCCUGGGCCAAUCCCCGGUGCCGAAGGUGAAGCCUCCACCGCCUCCCAGAAGGCCGAAGGCUCCCAAGAAGCCCACACUGGAGACCUUCGAGCCCGAGAUGCCCAAGUACUCGGACAAGUGCGUCGGGUAUGGAGACCUCUGGAAGAAGGUGCAGGAGACGACCGUGAAUGAGGCCGGAGAGGAGGAGUCGCAUGCAGAGGAGCUGGAGACUGAAGAGGAAUCACAAAGCGGAUACAAAGCGAUGCAUCCUUGCGACCUGGCGGGUUCCUACGGUGGGCUCCGGAGCAAGUGGGCCGGAGGCGAUGGCAAAGCAAUCCCGAAGCCAAUGCCCUACAACGAGCUGAUGGGUUGCCUGGACCGAGAUGGCGCCGCGUCCUUUAAGGGCCAGGAGAUCGUCCGGCAUCUGAACUUCAUCAUCGAAGGCAUGAACCUUCCCGCAGCUAUUGCAAGCACAACGUGCACCUUUGCGCCGGAGAUCCUCACAGCUCCAAUGGGCUUCGGAGCAAGCGCCGACUUGGCCGAUAUUUGCAAGGGCAUCGUCCACUCAGUGACUGCGGGCGUCAAGCUUCUCAAGUAUGCAGGAUCGGAGAUCCUCCGGAGCCAAAUCAAUAAAGCUGCGCGGGCAGACUGCGACGCCACCCAGGCGAACUUCGCGCGAAUGUUCUGUGAUGUUCAUUGCGUCCGGGAUGCGGUGAUCCGAGGAGACAGAACCAUCCUCCGCAACCUGAAGAAAGCAACGGACAUCACAAAUGGCAACACUGAGAAGCUGGCGGAGUGGAUUGUCAAAACCCAGCAGCUUGACGUCUCUUGGCUGGCGGAGAAGAUUGACCACCAAUCUGUGGUGCAGAGCUUAGAGUCCACCAAGCAGUUCACCAAUAUCAAAGAGCUCCUCACAGGUGGAGACAAGAAGGAGUUGUUCCUUGCGAUCAAGCAACAGACAAUCCAGCUGCAAUCGGAGCUCCGCGGCUAUGUCGAUGGAGCAUCCUUCGGCAAGGCAUCGCUAGUGGCAGCCAGCGAUGCCCUGGAGAAGUUCAACGGCAACAGCAAGUCCGUCCUCCAAGAUGGCAACAGCACCGAGCAAGUCUUCGCGGCCUUCGACAGCUUGGUGUCCCUGAGAGCCAAACUUCGGACCGCCUCAGAUCAACGCAGCAGGGUGGAUCACGUCGCACUGUCCGUGAUGCAAGGCGCUCGGCAGAUGCAACAGCAGCUGAAGCUGCAGCGCGCGACGUUGGGUAUCUACAGGGAGAAUGGGAACCGCACGCUUCAGGCAGCUCGUCAGAGGUCCAGCUUGGCUACCUCUGAGCGCCAUGCGAUGGUUCUGGACCUGGAUCGCAUUUGGUGGAAAAUCCGUGGAGCUGUGGAUUCCUAUGUCGAUGAGGCAGAGAACGAAAUCAACAGCUUCGAGUCCGGAUCACAAGCAAUGGCCAACUACCAGCAAUGUUCCAUGGACUUCGCCAGCCUCCUUUCUAUCUAUCGGCACACCAUGGCGGUCACCGACAGCUCCCACAGGGCCCUCAAGAAGACUUGGCGGCUGUGUUCGAAUCUCAUUGGCGAGUUGGCGUCCCACUUGGACGACGGCGAGGCCUUCGUCACCUUCCUCCAGCAGGAAGGCUGCGCGUCCCCUUUGGCGUUCCAGACCCUGGAGCAGGUCCGUGACGUGAUGGGCAGCUUGAGGAUGCUUUACCAUCGCUUCGCCGUUUCGGGCCUAGCUUCACCAGAACUCAGCUUCGUGGAAUCCACGGUAGAUCGGAUCAAGAAGACCUGGUCAAGUGCACAAGCAGUUGUUUGCAAUCGGACCCGGGCACAGCUUCCGAGUUGGUACUUGAUGCCUGUGGACACGGAGAAAGCCCUCGAGCAGCUGGAAGCGAUCCAGCAGUAG